AUGGGUCCCAUGCCAGUAUCCAAAGAUGACCUUACCAGCCGCGUCCUCCCACAGAUGGUACUUUCUGAGAGGUCCAAUCCGUUAACCAGGUCCCAUACCCCCUUGUCAAGUGACCUUACAGUCGCAGAAAAGGCGGCGGCGAGGUUUUCUGUCAAAGGCAACGCGAUCGUCACAGGAGGGUGUGGCAACCUUGGGAUCGAGGCAGCACGUGCCCUCCUGGAGCAUGGCGCGUCGGGCGUGUCGCUAUUUGACGUGAAUCCAGCACAAGUACAGGAUGUUGUCGACAAGCUGUGUUCUGAUUUCCCAUCGGCAAGGGUCACCACGAGGAAAGUGGACGUCCGCGACCAGCAGGUCGUUCAAGCAGCCGUCGCUGAGACUGCUGCCGAGCUCGGAAGCGUUGAUAUUCUCCUGUGCUUCGCAGGUGUGGUCGCUUGUAACCACGCCCUUGAUGUUGCACUUGAUGAGUGGAAGCGUACGCUUGACAUCAAUACGACAGGAAGCUGGCUGUGUGCCCAAGCAGCGGCAAAACAGAUGAUCAAACAAGGGACAGGUGGUAGCAUCGUCUUCACAGCAUCCAUCUCCGGGCACAGUGUCAAUUUCCCCCAGCCACAAGUCUCGUACAACGUUUCCAAGGGUGCACUCCUGCAACUAAAGAGCUCUCUUGCUGCCGAGUGGGCUCGGUAUGGCAUCCGUGUCAACAGCAUCAGCCCAGGAUAUAUGGACACAAUAUUGAAUGAAGGUCCGGGGCUCGAAGAAGCUAGGAAUCUAUGGUACUCGAGAAAUCCCAUGGGACGCAUGGGGGACCCGAGCGAGCUGACAGGUGUUGUGGUGCUCCUCUGCAGUCGUGCGGGGAGGUACAUCAACGGGGCUGAUAUUAUUGUGGACGGUGGUGGAUCUGUUUUCUGA
Messenger RNA from Suillus clintonianus, 906 nucleotides. RefSeq lists its product as uncharacterized. The transcript has 4 exons. The record is from RefSeq and is a predicted model, not a curated record. Gene Ontology annotation, molecular function: oxidoreductase activity, acting on the CH-OH group of donors, NAD or NADP as acceptor. The coding region runs from base 1 to 906 and encodes 301 amino acids. Lineage: Eukaryota; Fungi; Basidiomycota; Agaricomycetes; Boletales; Suillaceae.